ACACUAAUCCCAAGCCACCUACUCCAGAUACCACCAAAAUGCCACCGAAACCGGCCCCGAGACAGAAACCAAAGAGCCCCAGGAUAGGACUUAGUAACCCCUAUCAGGAGGAGAGCGACGAAGAGGUCACGUUGGAAGUAAUUCCACAGGGACUGGUUGGUACCCCUGAUACCUCAGAGGAACAGGACAACCAUCCUGACGAAGAUGCCCCCUCGGACACUGGUGACGACCAGGCGUCACAGGAUAGGGAAGACGACGACAGCGAUCACUCCCUACCAAAGGAGGAGGAUGAGGGAGAAGACAGUAGUGACCAGGAGGAAACGGUUUCUCGACCCAAGCGGACCAGAAUGCAACCAAAGUGGAUGCAGAGUGGGCAAUAUGUCCUAAGUCAACAACCGGAUUGGAUAGGAAGGGCAAAUUAUAUAAGGGAUCUGGCUAAAUCUGGAGAGUUCAGGAAUGCUCAAAGUGACCUUACCAGAGCACUUCUGAAGGUGGUCACUGACAGUGGUGUUGUUUAGAGUUGACCAUCUUGUUAUAUAUAUUGUUUUACCUUAAUAUCCAGAAAUUUACUAAAAUCAUUUUAUUUGUUUCAGAAACUUCAUCCUGCUCACAAAAUAAUAAAACUUUGUAUCUUUUGCAGAAAUCCAGUCUCCUCGAUAUGGGGAUGUAAUUAACAUGGAUAAACCCUUAAUUUAUUUGUUUAAUUGUAGAUGCCGAGGACGACAUCUUUAAGCAGAGGGAGAAUGUGGCAGGGUGAUUUAUAUAGUUAUAUUGUAUCUAAUCUAGUAAUUAGUCAUUUAUUAAGAAGCAUCAUCAUCAAUGCACCAGCACCUCACAUUCAUCUAAUCACUAUGCAGUGUGUUGUCCAGGUAUGUCCAUGCAUGUCUUUGUGUGUGUGUUUACCUGUAGUGACUAGGAAUGUGUGUGUGCGUGAGUAUGGAAGAGUGUAUGUUACCUGUAUAGGUAGAUACAGGUUGUUACCUGUAUAGGUAUAUACAGGUGUAAGUAAUAAGGCUUUUGGGUCAAACCAUUAUGUUGGUCACAUGAUUGUCAACAUGGGUUUUAUUGGUUAUGAUAAGAUAGUACAUAUGUUUUUAUUGGUUUAUAUUUUCCCUCCACUUUUAUUGUUUGUGUCUAAGUCUUUGUGUUGAAUCUGGCAGUUUUUCUGCUGGAAGUUCAAGAAGAAGGUACCGGUUCUACCUGUACAUCCGUCCGGCAUUUCAAAAGUUAUGGCGAUAGAUUUCCGACGUGGUUUUGGAAGAUAAAUUCAGUGAUCUACUCCUGACCCUGGGUCAACUUGUUUAGAUCUAAUCAGAAGAUUAGAUUGCCAGAGAAAGUUCAGCCCAUAGCAGAACUUGAAUUGAAUCUGGAAUUUGGUUACUGAACCGAAAUGGAUUGAAUAAAUAAUGAGAACAACC
This is a messenger RNA of Pecten maximus, 1418 nucleotides long. RefSeq names its product bromodomain and WD repeat-containing DDB_G0285837-like. Lineage: Eukaryota; Metazoa; Mollusca; Bivalvia; Pectinida; Pectinidae. The record is from RefSeq and is a predicted model, not a curated record. The transcript has 3 exons. The coding region runs from base 39 to 518 and encodes 159 amino acids.